AUGUCGAUGAUAAUUAAACCAGAUUCGUCCGAAGAAGAAUCGGAAAUUGUCGCGCCUUCUUUUUCAUCAUUCCCAGAAAUUCCCUUAGCGAUCAAGGAUUCACGCGAAUCUGAGCAAAAUUUCGAAGUGAAAUCUUCGAGAUCCGAAAAGCGCAAUCAUAAUGAACGUCCGGAAGCGCGCUUAUCGGGUCGAGAGUAUGACCUUGGAGAACACAGACACUCGCGAUCUUCUAAACGGACAAAGAAGAAAAAGGAUUACUCGUCGAGAUCCCGUUCACCUUCUAGCGACGAUUAUGGGUAUCGUAAGAAAAAGCGCGAUCGCUAUAUUCGCGAAGAACGUUCCUCUCGGUCACGGGGCGCGGAUUUUGAAGACAGAAAGAGGAACUAUAUAGAAACGUUGUUUCAGGAAAGAGCGGUAGUCAAGCCCUUGGUUUCUGAGCAAGAAAGUCCUAAACCAGUAGAAAAAAUUCCCAAAGAGUUUAGAAAUCUGGAUCCUUCAAGAUCAGAAGCGCGACAAGAGGCAAAGAAGAAAGAAAAGAGCACUUCAAAAAAGGAAAAGAGAUUGAAAGAGAAAAGUAAAUUAAUCGAAUCCACUCAAGUGCAAGAAGAGAUGUCCGAAGAAGUCAUAAGGGAAAAAACCAGGGAUUUUAAUGCACGGCUAGAUCAGAAUCCAAAGGACGUUGACCUAUGGCUGGAAUUUAUUGAAUUUCAAGACAAGAGCAUGCAAUUUGGAAAAAGUAAAAAGGUCGAUGCUGCAGCCACAAGAUUAAGUAUCAAUGAGGUGAAACUUAGUAUCUUUGAGAAGUCAUUGGAAUCAAACCCGAAUGAGCAAGCUCUACUUGCCGCUUAUUUGAAAUGCUGUGAACAAGUUUGGGAGUACGUGUUAAUUAUUGCCCGUGCACUUACGUGCAUUAUAAAAAAGAAGCCAGACUUAGCAGAUUUCAAUCAUUGCAUUCUAGUGUACCCCGAUUACUCACAAGAUGGGAUCAACCAGUGCAUUCAGGUUUUUGAAGAUUGUUUUCACAUACUUAGGAAAGAGGUCCUGGCUUCAUCUAACAGUGAAGGUUGGUCACAAUAG
Acaulospora colombiana is the source of this 1077-nucleotide messenger RNA. The record is from the annotation of a GenBank genome assembly. NCBI's taxonomy places the organism in Eukaryota, Fungi, Glomeromycota, Glomeromycetes, Diversisporales, Acaulosporaceae.